UUCAGUUCUGUGCGUUACGGAGUAUAGCACAGAACGUAUGUCUAAACAUAACGCACCGCACAAAACAGUGCGGUUCGUUCAUGCGUGUGGUUGUCACGUGAGUGAUGGUCACUCAGGUGGACAUAGGCGGGAAUAUGCACGGGGUGUGCAUUGUUUGGUCAGUUCUACGCUAGACUUCGAUCAGUAAACUUGUAUGCGUCUACAAAUCACACGUCGUGUUCAACAAUGGAGACAAGCGAGUCGUCAAGCAUGAAGGGCUACAUAGAAGAGAGAAUAAAGGAUGUAGUGCAAUCCAACAACGACGCGUUAUUGAGCAGCAUUAGCGGCAUGAUAAAUAAGAUAAGUGGAAAAUCACAAUGUUCGUUUUUAGACGUUCCAAAGUUUAAACGAAAAAGUAAUGAAGAGCAGUACAAAAACAAUGCCAAAAUCUUGGAAAACAUUGAUAUUGCAAGCACAGCAAUUGAUUCAAACAACAUUCAAUCCGCAAAAGAAGCUCUAAUCGAAGCGGAAAAGGCUCUACGCCAGAGACAAAAACUCAUCUUGAUGGCAGACACGUCAGAGCUAGGCUGGCGUGUGGUAAAUGAGUAUACUACUAAUCCCAUCGCCAGUGACAGCGAGGAUGAAAAACGCAUCCAAAAGGCGGAGGCGCGCGCUAUCCGUAAAACGAAAUCUGACAAGGGGAAGAAGCCGCGUCGAAACUGGCCAUAUCGCCGUCCGGAAGGGUCGACUGUUCAUGGGGCGUCUGCGCAGACGGGUUUCGUUAGGUUUCGGACAGGCUUGUGCUUCAUGUGUGGUAAACCGGGCCACGAAAAACGGGAAAAACGAAUGUCCGCAGCCCGUUGCAACGAAUAA
Dreissena polymorpha is the source of this 852-nucleotide messenger RNA. RefSeq lists its product as uncharacterized. The transcript has 2 exons. The record is from RefSeq and is a predicted model, not a curated record. Bases 226 to 852 code for a protein of 208 amino acids. NCBI's taxonomy places the organism in Eukaryota, Metazoa, Mollusca, Bivalvia, Myida, Dreissenidae.